This is a messenger RNA of Saccharomycodes ludwigii, 1692 nucleotides long. RefSeq lists its product as uncharacterized. Gene Ontology annotation, biological process: carbohydrate transport; transmembrane transport. Lineage: Eukaryota; Fungi; Ascomycota; Saccharomycetes; Saccharomycodales; Saccharomycodaceae. Gene Ontology annotation, cellular component: membrane. The coding region runs from base 1 to 1692 and encodes 563 amino acids. The transcript has a single exon. The record is from RefSeq and is a predicted model, not a curated record. Gene Ontology annotation, molecular function: carbohydrate:proton symporter activity.
AUGUCAAAUCUAGUAGGUAAGGAUUCGGAUUCAGCACUGAAAAUUGCAGAAAAAGUAGUGGGAAAGGAUACUGAAAGUAUUGUGCUCGAAAAUAACGAAAUAGAAAUAGAAAAUGUAUUUUCACAAUCAAAGCAAUAUGUUGAACAAGAAAAAGAGAUUUCUGUUUUAACAGCUAUUAGAAAAUAUCCUCGUGAAAUUUUAUGGUCAUCUGUUUUUACCCUAGGUGUUGUUAUGGCUGGUUAUGAUGGACAAAUUAUUGCUUCAUUUUAUAGUUUACCAGCUUUUCAAAAAAAGUUUGGUGUUUUAGGUUCAGAUGGCACGUACCCGGUUCAAUCAUCUGUACAAAUAGCUUUAGGUAUGGGUAGUCCCAUAGGGCAAGUUAUCGGGUGUCUAUUUGGCGCUUAUCCCAUGGAAUGGUUUGGUAGAAAAUGGACAUAUGCUGCUACUUUAAUUUGUUGUAUUGGGUUUGUAUUUUGGCAAUUCUUUGCACCAAAUAUAGGUGUUUUAAUUGCAGGUGAAAUUAUCGGAGGUCUUUUCUGGGGUGUUGUUGUUUUGAUUGGUCCAACUUAUGCUUCAGAAAUUUCUCAAAUCAAAUUACGUGGUGUUUUAACCACUUUAACCAAUAUGGGAUUUGUUAUUGGUCAAUUUGUUGCUAAUGGUGUUGCUGAUGGGUUUGCCACAAACACUAGCAAGUGGGCCUACAAGGUGCCCUUUGCUAUUCAAUUUAUUUGGCCAGUUCUGAUCUUAGUUAUUCUACCCUUUGCUCCAGAAUCGCCAUACUGGUUGGUUCGUAAGGGUAAAAUGGAUGCUGCCAAAAAAUCCGUUAGGAAAAUAUGUGGUCCAAAGGCUAGCGAGGAAAUUGUUGAAAACAGAUUGAUGGUUAUUGUUAAUACUACUUCCUUGGAAGACGAAUUAGAAAAAAGCAGUUCGUACUGGGAUUUGUUCAAGGGUAGUAAUUUAAGGAGAACAGAAGUUGCAACUGUAGUAUACAGUAUACAAGUUUUCUGUGGUGUUCCAUUUGCUGUCAAUUACUCCACCUAUUUUUUUUCCAUUGCCACUGACAUUAAAACAUCUGUUUCCUUUGAUUUGGCUUUGGGCUCUGCUGCUAUCGGAUUUGCAGCCACCUGUUCUGCAUGGGUGUUCUUGUCUUAUUUUGGUAGAAGGUUUAUCUACAAUGUUUGCAUGGUGCUAUUAACUACAGUCUUGUUUGUUAUUGGAUUUUUAGAUUGUCCAAAAAGUUACACUAGUCAUGAGUCCUUAGCAUAUGCACAAGCUUCUUUGAUGUUGGUUUGGAACUUUAUUUAUCAAAUGUCUGCAGGAGCUACCGCUUUUACUAUUAUCUCUGAAAAUAGUGCUAUGAAUGUUCGUUCUAAAACUAUUGCUUUUGCUACAGCAGUCCAAGCUUUAUUCUUCAUUGUGGCUACAGUUGUAGUUCCAUAUAUGUUGAAUCCUGAUAAUGGUAACUUAAGAGGUAAAACAGGCUUUGUUUUCGGGGCUUUUUGUUUCGUUUGUACAGUUUGGUCCUUUUUCAGAUUACCUGAGACUUCUGGUAGAUCAUACGAAGAAUUAGAUAUCAUGUAUCAUAGAGGUAUACCAGCUAGAGAAUUCAAAAAUUAUGAUUGUUAUGCAGAAAUUAAUAACACCACUAUUUUUGUCAACGACAAAGAUGAAAACUCAUUAACAGAGUUAUAA